Aplysia californica (California sea hare) is the source of this 1492-nucleotide messenger RNA. Its product is annotated as innexin unc-9. Lineage: Eukaryota; Metazoa; Mollusca; Gastropoda; Aplysiida; Aplysiidae. The record is from RefSeq and is a predicted model, not a curated record.
AUGUCAAGUCUCAGUGCUGUGAUUUCUGCUUUCUCGGCCAUUGGGCUUUCGUGGGGCGUCAGAGAUGAUGAUAUAAUCGACAGGCUGAACCAUUGGGUCAUGUACGGAAUGCUACUCGCCCUCGCUGUGGGUUCCGGAGCGAAACAGUACGUUGGAGAUCCGAUCAUCUGCUGGGUCCCAACUGAGUUCAAGGACAAACGCUACAAACGUUAUAUCAACAACCACUGCUGGGUCAACUCACUGUACAACGUGCCUUUCGAUGAUCCAAUACCUCUUGAAGAGAAUAGGCCAGACAAUGACGUCAGCUAUUAUCGAUGGGUAACAGUCAUCUUCCUCGUCCAGGCCUUCAUGUUCAAGGUUCCUCACUUCAUCUGGAGAGACUUGAAAGCGUAUUCAGGGGUCAAUUUGACAAAGAUUGUAGGGAAGCACCAGAUCUGUCUGACGCAUCACCGUUCAGACGGCGAGUCCGGUCAAUGAAGUCAGCGGGCGGCAAGCGGUCAGGCCGUUUCCUGGUUCGGUUGUACUUGUGCAUAAAGUUCCUCUACAUCAUCAACGUGAUCGGUCAGUUCUUCAUCAUUUCUUCCUUCCUCAAGCUCAACUAUUGGACGUUCGGUUUCGAUGCCAUAUCCUCGUACUUUCUCGACGGCGAGUGGGAGGAUUGGUCCAGCUUCCCUCGGGUGGUGCUGUGUGACUUUAAGAUCAGGCAGCUUCAGAAUGUCUACACCUACACAGUGCAGUGCGUCUUAUCCGUCAAUCUAUUCUUAGAGAAGAUGUUUUUGCUGCUCUGGUUCUGCUUUUAUCUCCUACUAGCUGCAAAUAUACUCAGCAUGGCUAAAUGGAUUGUGCAGUUGCUGCUGUGGUCGAAAACAAAAGAUUUUUUGUUGAGAUUUACCGGAGUUAUCGCCCCUGGUCGCCAGCCUACCCCAGGAGAGAUAAAAUCAUUUCGUCAAUUUGCGUACAGCUAUCUCGGGCCAGAUGGGGUGUUUUUGCUUAGAAUGAUCUCAAUAAAUACUCCCCAUCUCCUCACACUAGACUUGAUCAAACAAAUAUGGACAGUGUAUAUAAAGAAAAGACCAUUUGAACAAUCAUUGUCAAGAUCCGGGUCAACAACGCCCAUUGCAAAUUCAAACAACGUUUAAAGCAGUUGCAUUCAUGUUAGACGACGUUCAGAGUCGUUCCCUGCAACCUCGCCUCAUUCCCUAGCAAGAAUUUGCACCGUUGAUUCCUUUCAAGCGUAGACCUUUACAAUUCCUGCUGCUUUUUAAAUUUGAAAAAAAGAGGCAGUCAGAAAACAUAAUUUUUACCCAUUCGUUUUGAAAGGCCUAGAGGCUAUUUUUUCAUCACUUAAGACCAAAAUGCCGCUUCUGCAUUUUUUUCAAGCUUGUGUAAAGGUAAGGAUAUUAAUAAUGUAGCCGUACAUAUCGGCUGUUUCCUUUCAAGAAAUUCAAAAUGAAAGGAACAACCAGCAUUACCCCAUCUGCAUGUAUUUAUA